Juglans microcarpa x Juglans regia is the source of this 920-nucleotide messenger RNA. RefSeq names its product nucleolar protein 16-like. Gene Ontology annotation, cellular component: nucleolus. The record is from RefSeq and is a predicted model, not a curated record. Gene Ontology annotation, biological process: ribosomal large subunit biogenesis. The transcript has 4 exons. The coding region runs from base 148 to 723 and encodes 191 amino acids. Lineage: Eukaryota; Viridiplantae; Streptophyta; Magnoliopsida; Fagales; Juglandaceae.
UUCGGCCUUCAAAGAAUGGUCCGGCCACUCGAGAGGAGUGCUUGGAGUUAGGGAUGGCCGGCGGGCCGGCGGCCACCACCCUUCAUAGGGUGGAUCUGCCAUCAGCCUGUCCGAGAAAAAGAGAAACCACAGAGGCCGAGAGAGAGGAUGGGGGGGUCACGUAGAAAGUACAAGAAGUUGAAGCCGAAGGUGCGGGUGGGACUACCGAAAAGAAAACCUAACGUAUUCAAGCCGGCAUUCUCUCUUCCUCCGAAGCUCAGCUCCUUGCUUCCGCAAGACCUCAAGUGGGACGACAAGGCCAGCGUCAUCCAUAACUACAAGUCUUUCGGCGUCCUUUCCAACCCUAACAUGCUUGGCGUCCGAUCCCGCACCUCUCACAUCAUCGAAAGCGACUCUCUCCAGGUCCCUCAGACGUCCGAUGGACCUGAAACUGCCUCCUCGGAGCUCGAUCCGAUCGAUUCCGGUAGCGACCUCGAGGAGGACGAUUUGAAAACAGCACUGGGAAAGCAGCGAAGAGAUGGGGAAUCCGCACCUCCACAACCAUUGACAUCAAUGCAGCGUCUUCAUAUAGGUCGGCUGAUUGAGAAAUAUGGAGACGAUUACGAGAGGAUGUUCAUGGAUACAAAGCUAAAUGCCAUGCAGCAUUCAGUUGCAACUCUGGAGAAACUUUGCAAAAGGUAUCACAUGCAUAAAGAUAGGAAUCCAUUGAUAGUUUCUAGUUGAGAAUGGCUUUGUUUGGUGCCGGGAUGCCUUUUGAUCCCUUGGAACUACAGUACUUUGUUUGGAAUCUCAAUUUGUUGUAUGCUGAUUUAUGCAAGUCUAUUGUUACUUAAAAAUUAAAGGAACUUAGCUCAAGGGUAGAUGAUUAUCAGUCUCUCUGUUCGCACCCUGUGUGUGGAUGAUGAUGGGCCUUUCGAAUC